Acanthopagrus latus (yellowfin seabream) is the source of this 3420-nucleotide messenger RNA. Its product is annotated as C-type mannose receptor 2-like. The transcript is spliced from 7 exons. NCBI's taxonomy places the organism in Eukaryota, Metazoa, Chordata, Actinopteri, Spariformes, Sparidae. The record is from RefSeq and is a predicted model, not a curated record. Bases 282 to 2066 code for a protein of 594 amino acids.
ACAAGAGUUUGAACGACAUAAAGUCCAACAUCUUCUGAUUAAAUUCCUCACCCUCAAAAACUACAGAGCGCUCCUUUAAAAAGUUCUUACAGCCGUGAUUUUGGGGCCAGGAACUAUAAAAACAUCCAAGCGUGAUGAUUCACUGCAGGACUGUUGUACUGCUCUGAUACUCUAAAGGCCUGUUAACUGGACAUACAACAGUUUCACCGUGUUUCCCUGCACCUGCUGAAACUCUUUGUGUUUUAUUCACUCACACAUCAGUUUCAUCUCACAGAGCAAAGAUGCAGUGGAGUCUGGUUCUGCUCACUCUGAUGGGUCAGUGCCUCUUCCUCGUGUGGCCCCUCCACGUCUACUACUUUAUUGAUGAGCGAAUGACAUGGAAGAAUGCCCAGAGCUAUUGCAGAAAAAACUACACUGAUCUGGCCACAGUGUAUGACAUGAAUGACACACAGAGACUCAGUGAGUCAGUGAGGACUGGGGAAGCCUGGAUUGGGCUGCACAUCAAUGAAAGCCAAGAAAACAUGGUGUGGCACUGGUCUCAGCCAGGGGUGGAGGUCACUGAAUGCUUUUGGGAUAACGAUCAACCAAAUAAUCAACCAAUUAAUACCGAGAACUGUGUGAUGAUCAACAAAAAUAAUAAAUGGCACGAUGAAAAGUGCAGCGUCAGCCGUGCAUUCAUCUGCUAUGACAAGGAGCAAUACAAUGACACAUACGUAAUUCACCAUGAUAAGAAGAACUGGUCAGAGGCUCAGAGGCACUGCAGAGAAAAGCACACUGACCUGGUCAGUGGACUCGUUCAGUUGCAAGACAAUAAUCUCAUGAGUGAGAUACAGAAAUUUGAGGUCGACUUCUGGUGGAUCGGCCUGUUCAGAGACAGCUGGAGGUGGUCAGAUGGGAGUAAUGCCUCUUUCAGAAACUGGAAGUCAUUUAAAGAUGACAACAGUAAGAAAUGUGCUGUGACUCUGCUGCCAAGUCAAAAAUGGGAAUCUCGUGCUUGUGAUCAGAAAAGACCCUUCUUCUGCUAUAGAGGAGAAAACAUGAUCCUCAUCAACGAGCCAAAGACAUGGGAGGAAGCCCAGAGGUAUUGCAGAGAAAACUACACUGAUCUGGCCACAGUGUAUGACAUGAAUGACACACAGAGACUCAGUGAGUCAGUGAAUACAGAUAAAGCCUGGAUUGGGCUGUACAGCGUCCCAGGAAAAGACAACAGGGUGUGGCACUGGUCUCAGCCAGGGGUGGAGGUCACUUGGAAAGAGUUUUGGGCUGUCAGUCAACCAAAUGAUCGCGGUGGUAGUCAGAACUGUGUGGCGAUGGAUCGCAAUGGAUGGAAUGACCGCAAAUGCUGUCGCGACUUUGCAUUCAUCUGCUAUGAUGAGGAGCAAUACAAUGACACAUACGUAAUUCACCAUGAUAAGAAGAACUGGUCAGAGGCUCAGAGGCACUGCAGAGAAAAUCACACUGACCUGGUCAGUGGACUCGAUCAGUUAUUAGACAAAAAUUUCAGAAGUAAGAUACAGAAUCACGGGAACAGCUUCCACUGGAUCGGCCUGUUCAGAGACAGCUGGAGGUGGUCAGAUGGGAGAAAUGCCUCUUUCAGAAACUGGAAGUCAUUUAAAGAUGACGACAGUAAGAAAUGUGCUGUGACUCUGCUGCCAAGUCAAAAAUGGGAAUCUUGUGCUUGUAAUCAGAAAAGACCCUUCUUCUGCUACAGAGAAGAAAACAUGAUCCUCAUCAAAAAGAGCAAAACGUGGGGAGAAGCCUCAGACUACUGCAUACAGCAUCACCGUGGCCUGGUGUCCAUCACUGACCCCUCCCAGCAGAGAUGGGCAGCAGAGAAAGCCAAGGAGGCCAACACUGACUACGUCUGGCUGGGACUGCGCUACACCUGCGUUCUGGAUUUGUGGUUCUGGGUCAAUGACGAGCUGCUCUGCUAUAAGAACUGGGCCUCAGGUGAAGAGCCUGUUGAGGGCUGUGAUAGGGCUGUGGCCAUGAGCAGAGGAGGUGGAAACAAGUGGCACACAAAGAAUGACACUGAGAGCUUUAAUUUCAUCUGUGCUUUACGCUGAGUUACGGCGUACACAACACUAACAGCGUGUACCGUCUGUUAUUCAUUAAAGGGGCUCUAUGUGACAAUUUGAACGUUUUGUUUAUGGUCGUAUGAGGGAGGAUUGUAACGUAGUGUGAAAAGUGAGACCUCCUCCGUCUCUCUGUUGCCUAUACGAGCCUGUGGUCGACUUGAUAAAGUUGUUUAAUGUCGCUGGACCGUGAAUUUCUUUGUGAAGGACAGAAUUUCCGUGGCUGUCUAUAGGAUGCGACUCUAUGCACGUUCUCGAGCCCGUCGUCUGAGUGAGCAACAGUGGCUGAUGUUAGUUCAGAAGUGGUUCCACAGAGCUCUUUUAACAAAUUUGGUACAGAUCAUGGUACAUUUGUAACACUAAACCAGUAGUGUGAAUCUUUUACCAACCUUGUAAUUUUCUUUGGAGUAAUAAUUAUGAAGUGUGGAUCUUUUAUUGUCCUUUAAUUUCUUUGGUAUAAUAAUCAGGAAGUGUGGAUCUUUUAUUGUCCUUUAAUUUCUUUGGUAUACUAAUUAUGAAGUGUGGAUCUUUUAUAAACCCUCAUGCAACUGAUAAAAACAAAAAAAACUAAAACUAAAACUCAGACUGCAUUUUGUACAUAAAUUGCCGUAAAAAUACUUUAAUAUUGUUUUCACCUUUCACUUGGGUUCAUGUUCCAUCCAACAUCAGUCCCGAUAAUAACUAACAAAUGUUCAUUACAUUUUGAGGAUUUUAACCCUUGAGGCCACUGUUUUACAAAAGAAGAUAAAAAAAAGAAUAGAUAAUAAUAAUAAUAAUAAUAAUAAUAAUAAUAAUAAUAAUGUUAUUUUUCUAAGGGAACUGGCAUGUAUUUGACCAGAUAAUACAGUUAAUUACUGUAUUUAGUGUAAAACUAUAAAAACCUACGCAGAACUCAUCCAGGACCACAGACUGAGAGACUGAUUGUUGAAAUUUAAAAGACAAAAAUAACAACACACAUUUUGCCAAAAUGUAUGCAAUAUGCAGUCAUACAGUUGAAAUGAUCCAACAAAGCCCUUUAAAAAGCAUUAAAUGCAUCAACAGUUGCACGAGGGUCAAUCCUUUGAUUUCAUUUAUUUUUUGUAUAUUAAAUCAGCUAAAUGUAACUUCCUGGGAGACACAGUUGACUGCUGAGUCUCCUCCCCAGGUUGUCAGAUACUGGUGUUUUGGGUUGGCUUUAAUGUAUGUUUAUGAGGAUAAAUAUGAAAACACAAUGUACGCUAUAUUGUUUGUGGUGAAAAUGUUCUACUUUUUGGUCCAGAUCUGGUGACGGUUACAUUACGUAAAAACCCGUUUUUGACAUGAUUCCAUUUUUAUACUGACUGAUUCUCUCUGAAUAAACCGUUGA